Molecule: messenger RNA, 3619 nt
Organism: Trachymyrmex septentrionalis
Lineage: Eukaryota; Metazoa; Arthropoda; Insecta; Hymenoptera; Formicidae
Product: lisH domain-containing protein ARMC9-like
Exons: 19
Coding region: 449-3619 (1056 amino acids)
Biological process (GO): cilium assembly
Cellular component (GO): ciliary tip; ciliary basal body; centriole
Molecular function (GO): protein binding
Source: RefSeq, a predicted model, not a curated record
GGGAAAAUGACGAAACUUGACAAUUUGUAGAACUAGCAGAAGUCUCCUUGGUCGUAGGUACGCAGGUGUAAACGUCAAACGUUUGUUUUCUUCCGCGGAUCACAUGGCGAUGGCAAAUUACUAACUCCGUUACGCGAAUAUCGAAACGUCGUGAUACAGAAAUCACUUGUGACAACGUUUAACAAGCGCGAAUUUUGAUAGUAAAAAAUGGAGCUCUGCUGCGGCAAUCGCGAAAUAUAUAUUGCUGCUGUUGCUCGAGUACUGAUCAAUAGUGUAUUUGCAUAAAAUCGAUUAAUGAACCUAAACUGACACGCUCUCCGCGGCAUGAGUUUAUCAGAAAAAUACCUGCUGAGUUACGUGUGCGAGAAUAAAUUGAACAAUAAUUGAAUGUCAGUGGGGCAGAAUAAGGUACAUAUAUAAUUACUGAGUUGUGUCUACAAAGAAUCAAAUGGCUGAUAAAAACAUUGAAGCAAUCCAUAAGUUUCUUUUGGAUCAUAAUUUUGAAAGUACUGCUGAAGCUUUAAUUCAAGAAGCUUCAAAAAUGGGUUUUCAAACUUUGGAAUAUAAAUUAGGAGAAGUAACAGAUCCUUAUGUUCAACUAAUACAAUGCUACAAUACUGGAGAUUAUUCAACGUUUUUUCAAUUGUGGAAUAACUUGUUCUCCAGUAGUAUUAAACAAUGUGAAGAAUACAAAAAAUUAACAUUUUAUUUGCACGUAUACUUUGCUGUACUACCUAAACGUAAAUUACAUACCAAUCAAUAUAAAAAAUAUGGUAAAACAGAUAAUGAUCUACCAUCAGAAACAAAUACACUGAAAUUGUCUUCAAUAGAAAAUGAUCUUUUGGAAAAGUGCAAAGAGAACAAUGCCGUUGAAAUUGAACAAAAUAUAAACAGCAGUAUGAAGCAAUUACAAGAUUAUUUGGACGGAGAUGGCAAAGAAUUAGAAUAUGAUACAGAAUUACAGCCAUUUUAUGCAUUACCGUUUAUAGAAGAUCUGUAUACAAAUACUUAUUUCUCUAAAAUGUUAGAACAACAUUGGGCCGAUGAGCUAUUAAAAAAUCUACAUUCGUUUAUCACACGUCACAGACAAAAUUUAGUACAAGUUCAUACAACCAUGCCAGCAACAAAAACAAUAGUUAUGGAAUCAGAUGUUGCACAAAAUAAGACUAAAAAGAUAAAAAAUAAUAUACCGAUUGUGCCAAAUGACAGAGAUUUACCUAUAUUUCUAGAUCACGACGAGGAGCAGUAUUGUUUUUCUAAUAAAACAAAUUUAAAAUCAAAAAGCACACAAACGCAUAUUACUGGAAGUCAAAUUACAAUGAAUAAUUUGCCAGAAGAUAUAAUAAAUCCGGAAGAAAGUGUUAGCAGGUUGUUGAAAAUGCACAAGUCAGACAAAAGAUUGAUUCAAUAUAAUCGUGAAUUAGUAGUAACCAAAUCUCAUUUGUGUAGUAUACAUACAAAUUAUGAAAAACUAAAAAUGAGAUUUCACAAGUUGCACGCGGAUUAUCAUAAACUAAUAGAUGUUGCCGGGGAAUUAACGAUGGCAUUGGAAAAUUCAGUGAAAGGGCAAGAUGUUGAUAUACAACGAACACUCGAGAUUUGUAUGAAGAUAUUUCCAGAUUUAUUUAAUCAAAAUAUAAGAGAGACUUCGUAUCCGUCCUUGUUACAACUCGACCGUAUUGAUGUAAAAGCAAUUACACUGCCUAAACUUGAUGUCACAGCAGUACCGAUAUCUCCCAAAUUAUUAGAUUAUAAAAAGAUCAAAUUACAUCUAAUUAACGGAGAUGUAAAGACAAAGUUGUUGCUGUUACAAGCAUUGCGUUGGAAAAUAACGCUCGUGCAAUCAGCAGAACAGGAUGAAAUCCUACACGAAUAUAUAAGUCGUGAUUUGUUGGGACUUCACGGACAGAUUGCUAGCGACAACGGCAAGUCGAUUCUACCGUGUCUGUUGACAGCGGGAGAAGCUUAUGCCAGGCAUCUUUUGCAACAAUUCACUGCGCGAUUGUUAAACACCUUGGCAUCCUUCAGAUGCGGAAGAGAUUACCUAUCGGUUGGAUCCUCUGUUAUAAACGUGACCUUUGCUUGUCUCGACAAUAAUUACGCUGACGGAGUGGAUCCUUUUGCUUGUGACAUGAUGGUGGCGAUGUUACAAAAACUAUCUUUACGUAGACAGCAACGAAUAUAUAUGAUAGAGAGUGGACUGUUGGAAUGGUUGAUUAAUCAUCUACACGAUAAAUGUCGCAUCAUAAGUUUAUAUAGGCUCGAAUACGCUACUGCACUUUUAAUGAAUUUGUCGUUACAUCGGUUAGCACAAGCCAGAGCGUCCAAAAUAUCUUCAUUACUCAUGUCUACUUUGAUCGUUCUUCUCUCAAUAGAUCAUACAUCUUCAUUACCGUACAUCAAUGGAGCGCUAAACAAUUUUUUGAAUAAUCCCGUAAUCAAUGAGGAAGCAAGAAAAAUUAAGCGUUCGAAUAUAUCGGAAUAUCUUGGUAAUAAUCAGAAAUCUACGGAAAUAAGAAAGCAUCUAGAUCAUGUACUGAGGAUACAAAGAUGUGAAAAUGUUAACACACCGCAGAAUGACGAGACAGGGGAUGAUGAUAACGAAGACUUGGAUGUGUUGGAAAGUGAAUUAGACGAAAACGAUCCAUUGCAAAAUUAUAUUGGCGAAUUGAACGGAGAAACAUUGCUUGCAAUGUGUUACAGCGUUUCUUCGAAAAUUUCUCAAGAUACUGUAAACACGGAUACGACUUUACAGCAAAUAUCUACGCUGAAUUCUAUCGAUUUUUAUGGCAAUCAACACAAGAACCACGUCUGUAAUAAACAUCCAUCAUAUCAUACGCUAAGGUAUAAUAUCAAAGUGGAAAAAGAAAUAUUACCGAAAGAAAGUUAUACUAAACAAGCAAUCUUUACUAAACUGUCAGAUUUGUCCAAUUUCUCUUUGAAGGAACAACAAAUUGUCACAAACGGCACGAAAAAAUCGUUUUCUACACAUAAAGUUCAAAACAUUGCAAAAAAGAUCGUCGAUACCGAAUCUUCCUUAAUUAUGAGAUAUAAUAACCAACCAUGUAAAAAACAAGAGAAAAAUAUAACUGUAUUAAAAAAUAUAAUUUGGCCAGCAAAUGCAAUCAGAAAGAACAAUCGUUAUGAAUUUGAUUACGAUAAACAAUUUAGAACAGAAGUAAAUUCAAGAUUUAGAAUAAAUAAUAAUAUACAAUAUCAGUCCAAGUUAUGUAGAUUAGAGGAUAAGAUAAAUACAAGAAAAUUGUAUGACGAGAAAUUCAGAAAAACAAAAUUAGAAAAAUUAUCUUUAGAAACGAUGAAAUCUUUUAAGCGAAAUUUCACUGAAAGAACAAUACCCAACGAUACAAUAUAUUUAUAUAAAAAUCGGACUUCCAAGGAUAGCAGUGAAACUGCAGUAACAUCUUCUACAGUUCUUGUACCCGGUCGUGAAAAUGGCCAAGCGGAAAUUCAAGAGAAAUUCAGUAGUAUAGCAUCGCUGAAUAGUAAUAACUGUAACAACAAUAUAAUUAACGAUAUUUCAUGGAAAAAUGAUCCAGAACUUGCUAAAGAAGAAGAGGCAUUUUUAGCUAAGCCUAAAUUAUCAAGGACUCCUCCAUGA